AGUGCCCGUACGCGAUAAACUCACCUCCUCUCCACCUGACACCGCCACGCUCCUACCGGAACCACCAUAAUCCACCAUCGAUCCACUUCAACUGAACCACCAUUAUCAACCAUAUCACCGCCAGAUCUAACAGGAGAAACCCGGGGGGAUGGCUUCUUCGGAAGCCGAUUCCCGUCUCAUCAACAACAUUUUAGUCCCUGCGCUAGAAAAAAUCAUCAAGAACGGUUCAUGGCGCAAACACUCCAAGCUUGUUCGUCGGUGUAAAUCCGUUCUCGGACGCAUUACCUCUCCGGAUAACCCUCCUCCUCCUUCCCCUAUCUCCCCUUCCACCCCUCUCACCCCGGAUGAGCCUCAAUCAGGCGUCGACUUGUCGUUACAAUUAUCGUCUCCAGGCGUUCUACAUGAUUCCGGAACGAAUGAAUUAACCCUACCUGAAUCGGAAUUCAUAUUGUCCCCGAUCAUUAAUGCCUGUUCUUCGGAAACUCUCAAGAUCGUAGAGCCAGCGUUGGAUUGUAUACAGAAAUUAAUCGCGCAUGGUUGUUUACGCGGCGAAUCGGAUACCACCGGUGGACCGGAUGCGAAGCUUUUAGCAAAACUGAUCAAUUCCGUUUGCAAGUGUCAUGAAUUAGGCGACGAAGGUGUAGAGUUGUUGGUUUUGAAGACAAUUUUAUCUGCAGUGACAUCAGUGUCGCUGAGGAUACACGGUGAUAGUUUGUUACAGAUCGUGAGGACGAGUUAUGAUAUCUAUUUACAAAGUAAGAAUGUUGUUAAUCAGACUACGGCUAAGGCAUCCUUGAUUCAGAUGCUUGUGAUUGUGUUUAGGAGAAUGGAGGCAGAUUCUUCAACGGAGCUUGUUCAGCCGAUUGUAGUGGCGGAGCUCAUGGAGCCAGUAGAGAAGACAGAAGAUAGUGAUGGAACAAUGACAAUGGUUGUUCAAGGGUUUAUCAGUAAGGUUAUGCAGGGAGUGGAUGGGGUUAUAAAUCCCGGGUCUCCUGUAACAUCAAACACGAAUGUAACUGUAGUGCAUGAUGGGGCGUUUGAAACAAAGACAUCAACAAUGGAGUCAACAAAUCCAGCUGAUAUGUUGGAUUCUACAGAUAAAGAUAUGUUGGAUGCGAAGUAUUGGGAGAUUAGCAUGUAUAAGUCAGCAUUGGAGGGAAGGAAAGGAGAAUUAGUAGAGGUGGAAGGAGACAGAGAUGAUGACAUAGAGGUUCAAAUUGGGAAUAAACUGAGAAGGGAUGCUUUUUUGGUCUUUAGAGCUCUUUGUAAGCUAUCUAUGAAGACGCCUCCAAAAGAGGCUUUAGCAGACCCACAGUUGAUGCGAGGGAAGAUUGUUGCCUUGGAGUUGCUAAAGAUCUUGUUGGAGAAUGCAGGUGCUGUUUUCAGAACUAGUGAAAGAUUUUUGGGCGCCAUUAGACAGUAUUUAUGCCUAUCACUACUGAAGAACAGCGCAUCAACCCUUAUGAUUAUAUUUCAGCUCUCUUGCUCGAUUUUCAUUAGCCUCGUGUCAAGAUUUAGACCUGGAUUGAAGGCAGAAAUUGGAGUCUUUUUCCCUAUGAUUGUUCUCAGAGUUCUAGAGAAUGUUGCUCAGCCUAAUUUUAAGCAGAAAAUGAUUGUAUUGCGGUUUCUUGAAAGGCUCUGUGUUGAUUCACAGAUCUUGGUAGAUGUUUUCAUCAACUAUGAUUGCGAUGUUAAUUCAUCUAACAUAUUUGAAAGAAUGGUGAAUGGGCUUCUGAAAACCGCUCAAGGUGCGACACCUGGAGUUAGCACUUCACUUUUACCACCUCAAGAAGCAACCAUGAAGCUUCAAGCUAUGAAGUGUUUAGUGGGUAUUUUAAAGUCAAUGGGUGAUUGGAUGAACAAACAGUUACGAAUUCCUGAUCCUCAUUCUGUAAAAAUAUCUGAUGUGCCUGACUACACUCGUGAAAUGAGAAAUUCAAUAAUGGAAAAUGGGGUUGCAAUUGAACACGAGCCUCUUGAUGGAUCAGAUCCUCAUUCAGAUGCUUCCAAUGAAGUUUCAGAUGCUUUAACAAUCGAGCAACGUCGUGCUUACAAGCUUGAAUUUCAGGAAGGUAUAUCACUUUUUAAUAGGAAACCCAAAAAGGGAAUUGAAUUCUUGAUCAAUGUGAAUAAAGUGGGAAGUUCACCAGAAGAAAUAGCAGAUUUCUUAAAAAACGCUUCUGGUUUGAGUAAAACUUUGGUUGGUGAUUAUUUGGGGGAAAGGGAUGAUUUAUCAUUGAGAGUAAUGCAUGCGUAUGUUGACUCCUUUGACUUUGAAGAAAUGGAGUUUGAUGAGGCAAUUAGAACCCUUUUAAUGGGCUUUAGGUUGCCUGGUGAAGCACAAAAGAUUGAUAGGAUUAUGGAAAAGUUUGCAGAACGUUAUUGUAUAUGCAAUCCAAAGGCAUUCAUUAGUGCUGAUACAGCCUAUGUUCUUGCUUACUCUGUUAUAAUGCUGAAUACUGAUGCUCACAAUCCCAUAGUCAAGAAUAAGAUGUCAGCUGAUGAUUUUAUAAGAAACAAUCGGGGGAUAGAUGAUGGAAAUGAUUUACCAGAGGAGUUUCUGAGGUCAUUGUUUGAACGAAUAUCAAGAAAUGAGAUUAAAAUGAAAGAAGAUGAUUUAGCCCUUCAACAAAGGCUUUCUGUUAGUUCAAACAAGAUUUUGGGUCUUGACAGUAUAUUGAAUAUUGUGGUGCGCAAGACAGCUGAAGAAAAUCAUACCAGUGAAGAUCUUAUGCGACACAUGCAAGAACAAUUUCAAGAAAAAGCACGGAAAUCUGAGUCAGUUUAUUACGCUGCUACAGAUGUUUUUAUACUAAGAUUGAUGCUAGAGGUGUGUUGGGCUCCUAUGCUUGUUGCUUUUAGUGUUCCUCUUGAUAAAAGCGAUGAAGUCAUUGUUAUCACUCAAUGUUUGGAAGGAUUUCGUCAUGCAAUUCAUUUAACAGCAGCCAUGUCCAUGAAGACUCAUAGAGAUGCUUUUGUCACUUCACUAGCAAAGUUCACUUGCCUUCAUUCACCAGCCGAUAUAAAACAGAAAAACAUCGAUGCCAUCAAGGUGAUAGUUACAAUUGCAGAUGAAGAUGGUGAUUAUCUACAAGAAGCAUGGGAACACAUUCUAACAUGCAUCUCACGUUUUGAACACUUACAUCUAUUAAGAGAAGGGGCCCCACUAGAUUCCGCUUUCUUUUCACACGAAUCAGGAACAAAGUCAAAACAAAAAAAGUCAAACGUCCUUCCGGUUCUUAAGAAAAGAGGGGCUGGAAGAAUCCAUCAUCAGGCAGCAGCUGCAGCAAUUAGAAGAGGUGCAUAUGAUAGUUCAAACAUUGGUGGUGAUACUUCUAGUGGAAUUACAUCAGAACAAGCUUAUAAUUUGGUAUCUAAUUUGAAUAUGUUGGAACAAGUUGGUGAAAUGAGUCGUGUGUUUACAAAUAGUCAGAAACUUAAUAGUGAGGCGAUUGUUGACUUUGUCAAAGCGCUUUGUAAGGUGUCUAUGGGGGAGCUACAGUCUACUUCUGCUCCACGGGUUUUCAGCCUAACAAAGAUAGUUGAAAUCGCGCACUAUAACAUGGAGCGAAUCCGGCUUGUUUGGACAACUAUCUGGAAUGUACUUUCUGAAUAUUUUGUGACAAUAGGCUGUUCUGAAAACCUCUCAAUUGCAAUAUUUGCAAUGGAUUCUUUACGCCAGCUGUCAAUGAAGUUUUUGGAGAGGGAAGAAUUGGCUAAUUAUAAUUUUCAAAACGAGUUCAUGAAACCUUUUGUGAUUGCUAUGGGUAAAAGUAGUGCUGUUGAGAUCAGAGAAUUAAUAAUCAGAUGUGUCUCUCAAAUGGUUUUAUCCCGCGUCAAUCAUGUCAAAUCAGGAUGGAAAAGCAUGUUUAUGGUGUUCACAACAGCAGCAUAUGAUAAACAUAAAAACAUUGUACUUCUUGCAUUUGAAGUAACUGAGAAGAUAGUUCGAGACUAUUUCCCGUAUAUAACUGAGACAGAAACAACUGCUUUUACAGAUUGUGUAAAUUGUUUGAUUGCAUUCACAAAGAGUAAAUCCAACACUGAUAUUAGUCUCAGUGCUAUUGGAUUCCUUCGUUUAUGUGCUUCAAAACUGGCUGAAGGAGAAAUUGGAUUUUCAAGAAAUAAAGAGAAAGAAGGUUCUGAAGUUUUGCAAUCACCAAGUCGUGUGAGAUCCCCACAUCAAGGAAGGAAAUUUGAAAAUGGGGACUUGUUGGAUAAAGAAGAUCUUCUUUACUUCUGGUUUCCAUUAUUGUCUGGGCUAUCUGAACUUAGCUUGGACCCACGAUCUGAAAUCAGACAAAGUGCUCUCCAAACACUAUUCGAAACCCUAAAAACCUAUGGACACCGCUUUUCCUUACCCUUAUGGGAAAGAAUAUUCGAAUCCGUAUUAUUCCCAAUUUUUGAUUACAUCCGAUACGCAAUCGAUCCAUCUAAUGAUCACAACCCUCCAUCCAAAAAACUAAUCAUCGGUCACGAUGAACAACAAGAACUCGAUCUCGAUCAAGAUCCAUGUUCAUGGCUAUACGAAACCUGCACACUUUCACUCCAAUUAAUCGUCGAUCUCUUUGUUAACUUCUAUCAUAUUAUUAGCCCGAUUUUAAAGAAAAUCAUGAAUUUAUUAUUAAAUUUUAUAAAACGACCUCAUCAGAGUCUUGCGGGGAUUGGAAUUGCUGCGUUUGUGAGGUUGGUGAGUAAUGCGGGUCAGCUCUUUGAUGAUGAUGAUGAUAAAUGGGUUGAAGUUGUUUUCAGUUUGAGAGAUGCGGCUUAUUUCACACUUCCUGAUUUUGAAUUUGUGUUUAAUAAUAAUAAUAAUAAUAAUAAUAAUAAUAAUAAUAAUGUGGAAAGUGGGGAGAAUGGGAGCAAUAGCAAUGUGCUUUUGUUUGGUGCGAUUUCCAAUGUUAAAUGUCGGGCAGCCGUUCAGCUUUUGUUGAUACAGGCAAUUAGCGAGAUCCAAAACAUGUAUCGAUCUCAACUAUCAAUAAAAAACACCAUGAUUCUUUUUCAAUCAAUCCACAAAAUCGCAAACCACUCUCACAACAUAAACACAAAUCUCGCCUUACGUUCAAAGCUCCAAGAACUCGGAUCCAUGACCCAAAUGCAAGAUCCGCCAUUACUCCGGCUAGAAAACGAAUCCUACCAAAUCUGCCUCACAUUCCUACAAAAUCUCACAACCGAUAAACCCCCAAAUCCACAAGUCGAAUCCUACCUUGUUGACCUCUGUCACCAAGUCCUCGAAUCUUACGUGGACAUAGCACGUCCUGUGCAAAUUACGAAUUUGCCCUUCAACCAUUGGUUGAUACCUUUAGGGUCCGGGAAGAAAAGAGAACUCGCGGCUCGUGGGCCCCUUAUUGCCACUACCCUCCAUGCGGUCAGUAGUUUAAGGGAUUUUGAGUUUGAGAGGAAUUUGAAACGCUUUUUUCCGUUGGUUUCGAGCUUGAUUAAAUGUGAGCAUGGGUCGAAUGAGGUACAGGUGGCGCUUAGUGAUAUGCUUAGUUUGUCUGUGGGUCCCAUUCUUCUUCGGUUAUGUUGAAAAUGGUUAUUUUUAUUUAUUAUUCUACAUUUUUUAUUUAAUUUGAAAUAUAGUUCAUAGCUUAUGAAGGGUUUUCGGGAUUAGAUCGGUAGAAUGGUUAGCUUUGAUGAGG
Messenger RNA from Lactuca saligna, 5645 nucleotides. NCBI's taxonomy places the organism in Eukaryota, Viridiplantae, Streptophyta, Magnoliopsida, Asterales, Asteraceae. The record is from the annotation of a GenBank genome assembly.